AUGGACUGCAGCUCUGAUGAGUCAUCAGAGCUAAGUGAGACUGAUAUUGAUGACUAUGCUGAGAAGUCAUACUUGGACCUGAAGGCUGGCAAGUUUGUGGCAAGGCUGGGCAGUGACAGGUUCAGGUGCCCAUUCUGUCCAGGGAAGAAGAAGCAGGACUACCGUUACAACGAGCUGCUUCAGCACGCUGUUGGGGUGGGCGCAUCCAACUGUGCUGCAAAGGUGAAGGCAAACCACCAGGCCCUGGCGAAACUUCUCAAAGAGGACCAUGCUGAUGCGGCAGCCACAUUGCCACCACGGCAGGCUAUUGCGCUAAGGGGUGGAGGCAUACUGAUGAAGCAGCUAGCUGAUUUCAAACCCGUGCAAGUUACUGCUGUGUAUGGUGACAAUGGGUAUACUGGCUACGCCAUUGUUCUUUUCACCAAGGAUUGGAUUGGGUUCAAGAACGCCUUUAGCAUUCCACAACUAUUUCAAGUCACAACACUUGGGGAAACUGGACUGAAGGAAGCAAAGCAACAUGUAAAGUAUGUGUUUGGAUGGCUGGCAAAAGAAGAGGAUUACAAAUCAGAUGACCCAGUUGGUAGGUUCUUGUCAUCAAAUGGUGACCUGAAGACAGUUUCUGAACUGGAACAAGAGAUGUCCAGCAAGACUGACAAUCUUAUAGCUAAUUUGACUCAACAGAUUACCGCUAAAAGCAAGUAUCUGCAGGAACUAGAGUGCAAGUGUAACCAAAUGAAUCUCUCCUUCAGAAAGUCAUGGAAGAAAGUGAUUUGCUGCACAAACGUUAUAAUGAAGAAUGCUGACCAAAACGAUUCCCUCAACAUGGCUAGAAUUGAGCAACAGAAAGCUGAUCAACGGGCGCUACAGCUUCUUGAGAAACAUAAGAAAGAUAAGGAGGACGCUCUGAACAAAAUCCUGCAGUUAGAAAGGCAGGUGGAUGAAAAGCAAAAGCUGGAGCUAGAUAUUGAACAACUUAAAGGCAAACUGGAGGUGGUGAAACACAUGGAAGGAGAGGGUGUUGAUGUGAAGAAACGUUCUGAGGAGCUGGCAGCAGAACUGAAUGAAAGAAUUGAAGAGAUGGAAGAUCUUGAAGCUCUCAAUCAAACUCUUGUUGUUAAAGAAAGGAUGACCAAUUAUGAGAUUCAAGAUGCAAAGAAAGAGUUGAUCACAGUCCUCGUGAGCAAUAUUGGAAUCAAGAGGAUGGGUGAACUGGAUGAGAAGCCCUUUGUUCUAUCUUGCAAGCAAAGGUAUGGAGAAGAUGCUGAAAUGAAAGCUGCUGAAUUUGUCUCCUUGUGGCAAGAGCAUCUGAAGGACCCUAAUUGGCAUCCUUUCAAGAUAGUGACCACAGGCUCAACUACAGAGCAAAUCCUCAAUGACAAGGAUGAGAAGCUGGUGGGCUUGAAGAAACAGCUUACGAGGAGGUCUACAAGGCUGUGA
This is a messenger RNA of Miscanthus lutarioriparius, 1437 nucleotides long. Lineage: Eukaryota; Viridiplantae; Streptophyta; Magnoliopsida; Poales; Poaceae. The record is from the annotation of a GenBank genome assembly.